AUGGAUACCCCGGAGAGCUUCCCAUUCAUUGUCAGUACUCCGGCCCAGAGAAGAACACGCGCACAGAACAGGCAAAUCAAAAGCCAUGCUGCAAAGGCAGGGAACCCUUGCAGCCGGCUGCGAAAAUCGAACACUCGGUCACCUUCAAGACGUUACCAUGCCAUGAGAUCAGGUGACACGACGCCCGAACAUGGAAGUCAACUGGUAGUUGUGCCUACCCUUAGCCCUGGCCCAGAACUGGCAGAAGUCCCAAGACUCGCCUUUUCUGAUGCCUUGACACCCCUUCUUCUCUAUAACCUCGGCAAAUGUUUGUUCCGCUGCUCCCUCUAA
This is a messenger RNA of Clonostachys byssicola, 330 nucleotides long. The record is from the annotation of a GenBank genome assembly. Lineage: Eukaryota; Fungi; Ascomycota; Sordariomycetes; Hypocreales; Bionectriaceae.